AUUGCUUUGUGGGAAGCCUGUGAUGCUGCCCUGUGUUGACAGAGAAGCAUUACAGUAACUAGUAAGUGACAGAUACACUAUAAUGUUUCGGCGCGUAGUGCAUCGUUUUGCUUCUAGCUUGCACCCUCAGCAUGGAGCUAGCAGUGCCCGGACUGCAGCCAGCAACAUUCCCGUUGUAUUAAGUGCUAAGGUAUGUCAGAGAUACACCCUGUUAGAAAGAGGUCUGGUCCUGUCAUCGCUUUCCUAUGUGGCCUUUGAAUCCUACAGGUGGAUAAGUAAACGUGUAACUGUACAUGCCAGUAUCAAAGUUGAUGACAUUGUAGAACAAGCUGAUUACCUGCAUGGGAGUGGAGAGACAGAGAAGUUGUAUGAAUUCUUAAGCCAAUACAAAAACAGUGAAGAUGAUGAACUUCUGUGGCGAUUUGCGAGAGCAGCACGGGAUAUGUCUCAGCUCAGCAAAAUUACUCCAGAUGAGAAAAAAAGGCUCAUUUAUGAAUCCUUUGAGUACGUUAAAAAGGCGUUGGAAAAAAAUGAGUCUAACUCAGCAGCUCAUAAGUGGUAUGCUAUAUGCCUUAGCGAUGUUGGAGAUUAUGAAGGCAUCAAGGUGAAAGUAGGAAAUGCCUAUAUUAUAAGGGAACACUUUCAGAGAGCCAUUGAGCUGAACCCAAAAGAUGCAACUGCCAUUCAUCUGAUUGGUUUGUGGUGUUACAGUUUUGCCGAUUUGCCUUGGUAUCAAACUAAAAUUGCUUCAGCGUUGUUUGCAACACCACCAUCAUCCACGUUUGAGGAGGCUCUAAUAUACUUCGAGAUGGCUGAAGAAGGAGACAUCUUGCAGGGACUGCCACUUUUUUGCAAUAAUUCCUCCGGGGAAGUCUCUGUGCGGGUCGGCGAGAAAAACCACAUCUGAAAUUGCGAGACAGGAACUUUUACAGUUAACAUCGUUUUUUUAAUAGUGCCCUAGCUAAUACCUGUCUGAGCAUUACAUGGAUGCAGCACCACGUUCUGCGACUUAAAUAAUGUGCUUUAAACAUUAGGCCACUUUAUCCUAGGAAGUCGGUUUGAUAAAAUAACUCAUAUUAAUACAUUAAAGAAGUCAUCCAUACGCAAUAGGAUGGUUAGGGAGUAGUGGUUAGCCUGGAGUAUCCCUCAGGAGAACAAAAAUGUGGUGUGAAACCAUAGCACUUUUGGUAAUAUUGAGACCAGGUAUCACUAAACACAGUUUGUGCACUAGUUUCACAGAGUAGAUAAAUUGUUCCCUAAGGACCAGAGUCACACUUGUAGAUAGGCUUAAAUAGGUUUGUGUGAAUCGAGAGGUGAGCUCUCUAGGGAGCCGUACCCUUUUGUCCCAGUCUGCCUUUCCUGUCUUGUCCUUAUGUAUUGCACCCCCUAUAUAGCACUGCAGAGCCCGCUGGUACAUUACAAAUAUAAUUGUAGUUGUCUUCUUUCAGAAGUAAGGGCAAGGCUU
Molecule: messenger RNA, 1465 nt
Organism: Bombina bombina (fire-bellied toad)
Lineage: Eukaryota; Metazoa; Chordata; Amphibia; Anura; Bombinatoridae
Gene: RMDN1
Product: regulator of microtubule dynamics 1
Exons: 9
Coding region: 83-907 (274 amino acids)
Cellular component (GO): mitotic spindle pole; spindle microtubule; cytoplasm
Molecular function (GO): microtubule binding
Source: RefSeq, a predicted model, not a curated record